AUGAUGGGGGAGUUGGAGAUUUCCAUCAUGGCGGCUUCCAUUUCGGGCUACACCUUCAGCGCUGUGUGUUUCCACAGCGCCAACAGCAACGCUGACCACGAAGGAUUUCUGCUGGGAGAGGUAAGACAAGAGGAAACCUUUAGCAUCAGUGACUCACAAAUCAGCAACACAGAAUUUCUGCAAGUAAUCGAAAUCCAUAAUCAUCAGCCUUGUUCAAAACUUUUUAGUUUUUAUGACUAUGCAAGCAAAGUUAACGAAGAGAGUUUGGACAGGAUUCUUAAAGAUCGGAGAAAGAAGGUUAUUGGAUGGUACAGAUUCCGGCGAAACACACAGCAGCAGAUGUCAUACAGAGAGCAGGUGAUCCAUAAGCAGCUCACCCGCAUCCUUGGGGUGCCCGACCUCGUCUUCCUUCUCUUCAGCUUCAUCUCUACCGCCAACAAUUCCACUCAUGCUUUAGAAUAUGUUCUCUUUAGGCCAAAUCGAAGGUAUAAUCAAAGGAUAUCCCUUGCUAUCCCCAAUCUAGGCAAUACUAGCCAGCAAGAGUACAAAGUUUCUUCAGUGCCAAAUACUUCUCAGAGUUACGCCAAAGUUAUCAAAGAGCAUGGUACUGACUUUUUUGACAAGGAUGGAGUCAUGAAAGACAUCAGGGCGAUUUAUCAGGUGUAUAAUGCACUUCAGGAGAAAGUGCAGGCAGUGUGUGCAGAUGUGGAAAAGAGCGAGCGAGUUGUUGCGUCUUGUCAGGCAGAAGUGAACAAAUUGAGAAGACAAAUCACUCAGAGGAAACAUGAAAAGGAGCAAGAAAGAAGACUGCAGCAGGCGAUGAUCAGCAGGCAGGUGCCAUCCGAAAGUUCGGGACCGGCCUUCAGCCCCCGGAUGCCCUACACUGGGCUUGCAGCCGAAGGUAGAAGUACGCUUGGAGACGCAGAGGCCUCCGAUCCUCCUCCCCCUUAUUCUGAUUUUCACCCAAACAAUCAAGAAAGUACUUUGAGCCAUUCUCGCAUGGAAACUAGUGUCUUUAUGCCUCGACCGCAGGCCGUGGGUUCUUCCAGUUACGCUUCCAGCAGUGCCGGACUGCAGUGUCCCGGGAGCGACACAGACCUUCCUCCUUCCCAAAGAGCAGCUGGAGACAGUGUCGAGGAGUCCGAUGACAGCGAUUAUGAAAAUUUGAUUGACCCCACAGAACCCUCUAACAGCGAAUACUCCCAUUCGAGGGAUUCUCGAGCCCUGACACAUCCCGACGGGGGCUCCAGGAACACUCAGACCUCCCAGAUUUAGCUAAACAAGAAACUCUCCACUUAGCAUGGUUUUUCUUCAUUGCUUAUUGAGAGAGGUUUUUGAGGACUUAAUCUGGGGGAGGGGGGAGAACUGCUUUCUCAGAGCCCCGGACACCCAACAGGAGGGUCCCCGGGCACAGAACUAACUGGUAGGAGCCUCACGUCCACCGGUUCCCACCUGCAGUCGCAGUGCGCAGGUUUCGCGACCGAAUCAUUAAGAUAAUCAAAUUGUCCUAAUUCUGGUGCGAUUCAUGGAUGUACUGGUAAAUUUAGGCAGAGUGAAACUUAUCAACAUAGUUUCUGUUCUUUCGAAUAAAUUGGAAAAAUUAGAGACUAAGCACAAUUAGUCUAUAAAUGUUCUAUAAAUCAAAAACUUACCUCUUGCACUAUCAUGCCUUGAAAUUUACUUUUUCAAAGGGAAACGAGUUUAGCAGCAGCCU
This is a messenger RNA of Puma concolor (puma), 1714 nucleotides long. RefSeq names its product abraxas 2, BRISC complex subunit (gene ABRAXAS2). Gene Ontology annotation, molecular function: polyubiquitin modification-dependent protein binding; microtubule binding. NCBI's taxonomy places the organism in Eukaryota, Metazoa, Chordata, Mammalia, Carnivora, Felidae. Gene Ontology annotation, biological process: attachment of spindle microtubules to kinetochore; mitotic spindle assembly; protein K63-linked deubiquitination. The record is from RefSeq and is a predicted model, not a curated record. Gene Ontology annotation, cellular component: nucleus.